AACUUUGAAAAGGAAGAGGAGAAAACAACUAAACCGUGGAAAAUGCUCAAACCUAAAGCUCUCACACAAGUCCUGAGUCAGGCCAAUUCAGGAGGAGUACAAAGCACUCUCUUACUCAACAAUGAAGGGGCCUUGUUAGCCUAUUCUGGGUAUGGAGACAAGGAUGCAUCUGUCACAGCUGCUAUAGCUUGCAACAUCUGGACUUCUUACCAGAAAAGUGGAGCUCAUGCUUUCAAUGAAGAUAAACUGGAGUUUGUUUUAUUAGAAUGUGAGGAAGGCAAAGUGGCCAUAACCAGAGUGGCCAAUUUACUGCUGUGCAUGUGUUCAAAGGAAAUUGUUGAAUUUGGGUUGUUAAAAGCAAAGGUUGAAGCUCUAGCAACAUACCUAGAAGAACCCCUUUCUCAAGUGGCAUCAUCUUGACACAACCUUCCUAUUCGUGGAAUUUCCUGUCAGUAAUCGUACUGUCAAUUGACAGAAUUUAUCUGUACCAGCAUCUUCACCCACAAGUCUCGAUUCAUUAUCUUUGAAAGACUUGACCAUUUGCAGCUUCAGCACAGGCAGUGAUAUUCACAUGUAUCUCUUGGAAAGUGGGCUGUAGAGGAAUGGCAUCUCUUCACUUAAUUAUCAUAUACAAGUACAUUGUCAUGGCUUAAUUCAUUUUGUAUGCAAGAAAAAAUACCAGUGAGAAUGGUUGUAGCAUAAGUCAGGUAUGAAUGACUGAAAGAAAUGUUUGACUUUUUUUUCUUCCCAGUAAUAUUUUCUAUAUACAAAAUACAUUUUGUAUAUAUAAUUUUAAUGAUAUCAUAGAGUAGAACAAGUUAUACAAAUAUUAAGGAUACAUAAAGAUUUUAUGAAGAUAUCCUCAAAAGUGUUUUACAAAGUGUCAUCAUACUGUAAGUUUUCAGAUUUCCUGUGAAUGAAAUGAUUUUAGAAAGAAAACGAAAUAAAAAAAACCAUCAAAAUCUGAGGAUAGGUUAUUAUUAUUUAUGCCUUUAAUUUCUACUGUAUAAAAUAAAAUCACAAGUCAAUUAA
Messenger RNA from Ylistrum balloti, 1032 nucleotides. Its product is annotated as ragulator complex protein LAMTOR2-like. Gene Ontology annotation, cellular component: Ragulator complex. The transcript is spliced from 4 exons. The coding region runs from base 43 to 420 and encodes 125 amino acids. Lineage: Eukaryota; Metazoa; Mollusca; Bivalvia; Pectinida; Pectinidae. The record is from RefSeq and is a predicted model, not a curated record. Gene Ontology annotation, molecular function: molecular adaptor activity; guanyl-nucleotide exchange factor activity. Gene Ontology annotation, biological process: positive regulation of TOR signaling; cellular response to amino acid stimulus.